Molecule: messenger RNA, 1223 nt
Organism: Exophiala oligosperma
Lineage: Eukaryota; Fungi; Ascomycota; Eurotiomycetes; Chaetothyriales; Herpotrichiellaceae
Exons: 2
Coding region: 449-1177 (242 amino acids)
Source: RefSeq, a predicted model, not a curated record
CUGGAUCAUAGGGCAAGUAGACCCUUCCCAUGUGGCCGAAGCCUCAUACUGGGGGUGUUUGCUAACUGUCGACGCAUUCACAAACCGGAGUCUCUUCAUCGCGACCAUGGUACAACAUCACAGCCUCGGCUUGGCACCUUCAACCACCCCUAUCACCCCUUGACGAAAUCGUCAAGAAUUGUCACAGCCAUCACCUACUCCAACUUGAAACAUCACGUACUCGCACAGUGUGCUAUACCAGUCAUAGUUUAGCCUGUAGUCCCUCUGGACAGAAUGCUAUCUACGUAUCUCUCUGAUCCAGAGUAUCGGAUGCAGUGCUUCAGCAUUUACUAUCCUUGUUUCACUCACGGACUUGGUACAUUCCUUCAGCGUCCUAAGCGUUAUAUGCUUCGUCCACGGCUCACAGAGUCAGGAAGAAUAUUGUACCAUUCCCAAUUGUGUUCACAACAUGGUAGAUGACAUACCAGUUACAGCGACGAGUGCAGCUCCCGCAACUUCAGACGAAGGGAGUCGGAGAAUGAACCCAGAGCUUCCAAGAGUGACCAUCAGUUCGUCAAUGGAAUACGUUGAAAAGAUGUCCUGGGCAUUGGCCCAUGCGAUGCUGCCCAAUCCUGUCUGGAGAGUCUUAAUUAAAGGAGACACGGACGGCAAAGGCGAGGAAGAGUCGGAGGAGAAGCUACUCCCAUCGUAUCACGCUGUCAUCAAGGAUUUCCUGACAGCCGGAGUCAACGCUGGCGCUUUCAUUGCGGAAUCGGGUGAUUUUGCGGCAUUCGCCGCCUGGUGCCCUCCAGGCUCGCAUGAAGCACCUAAAACAUCCAGCGAUACACCGGACCUGGAUAAAGAGAUUUCGAUAGAUGGUCUAGAGCAGGAGGUGGACAAAGUCCGGGAUGAAUUGAUCUGGUCCAAACACGGACAGGAGUUUUGGUGGCUACGUUUGCUUGGUCGUGAUCCCAGGAAGUCCGCAGUGCCUGGCGCCGUGAGAGCUGUUCUACAGCCUUCAAUGGAUCGAGCUGCAGCAGAGGGCAACCCGAUCUGGCUUGCAACCACGAGUCCGCACGCGAGGGAUAUCUAUCUUCACAUGGGAUGGCAGUUGGUCAGGACAGUCGAAUUCGGCGGACACAAUGAGUGGUGCAUGAUUCUGUAUCCGCCUUCAACAGAGGAAGAGGCAGGUCGAUGAUGAAUUUGAAUCAACGUAGACCGUGACUUAGAAGCAUGUCACUGGC